This is a messenger RNA of [Torrubiella] hemipterigena, 1640 nucleotides long. NCBI's taxonomy places the organism in Eukaryota, Fungi, Ascomycota, Sordariomycetes, Hypocreales, Clavicipitaceae. The record is from the annotation of a GenBank genome assembly.
CGCCCAGUCAGCCUUGGAGGAUUCAAGUGGUGGCCCUACCAGUCUACUUUGUGACUAAAACCGAGCCUCGUUAAUUGUUCUAUUGUGUUUUUUUACGAGGCGAGCUGAAUGCUGCAAUCUGUUACUUUCUUCUUCUCCAGCUCUUUUCCCCUCUAUUUCACUUCUUUAUAGAAUCAAAAAUCCAUCAUGACAACAGACGGCAAUCAUGAGUCCAUGCUUCGCGCUUCGCUGCCUAGCAAGAGCUCUGGUCUUUCCUAUUGGCAUCGCACUACACGGUCCUUCAAAUACUUGAACCAUAAUCAAAAUGAGCCUCUCCCAGCUUCUACUACAUAUGCUAUCAUCGGCUCGGGCUUAUCGGGCUCGCUAGUCGCCUACAACCUCUUACAGCAAGGCAUUCCAGGCAAAGACAUUCUCAUACUCGAAGCCCGCGAAGCUGUCUCAGGAUCAACCGGCCGCAACGCAGGCCACUGCCGACCAGAUGCAUUCCGCAAUUUCUCCAGCUACAAAGCCAUUCAUGGAAGCGAACAGGCGCUCAAGAUUGUCGACACGGAAGAGAAGAACCUGAAGCUGUUGACCGACUUUAUCAAGCAAAACGAUAUCCAAUGUGAUCUGAACCUCACUACCACUUUCGACGUCUGCAUGGCGCAAGAUGCCGUUGACGAUGAAGAGAGCAAUAUAAAAGACUUUAUGGCAGCUGGUGGCAGCCUCGCCAAGUUUGGGAUACAGUGCUGGUACGGCGCGGAAGCCGAAUCCAGGAGUCGCAACAAAGGCGCCGUCGCAGCCUACGAGUGGCCGUCUGCGUCUCUCCAUCCUGCACGAUUUGUGCAAUGGGUGUUGAAUUAUAACAUUGACCGCGGUGUGCAACUAUGGACUCACUGCCCUGUCACCGACGUGGCCAGCCAAGGCUCUGCCGUGCGGCUGCAAACAUCCCAUGGGCUAGUUACUGCAGACAAGGUUAUUCACUGCACCAAUGCAUACGCGGGUGCGCUUCUGCAGCAGAUGACCAUGGAGAAGCUCACUCCGUUUGCGAUUCAGGUCGCGUCCAUUAUCCCGCCUGCAGAAGCGUCCGGGGCAAACUUUUUCGCAAACACAAUGGCAAUCAAGGACAACGGCAGCAUGUUUUAUGGCUUCGCGCAGAUGCCGUCUGACGGGACUGUGAUUGUUAGCGUCGGACGACCAGCGGGCAAGGGCGUUCAGGCCGAGGAAUCGCAAACACAAGAAGUGGCCAAUGAGAUUGUUCAGCGAAUGCAAAAAGUCUUUGGAACAGAAGGUCAGCCGACACGGCACGGCGAGGGCAUCGAUACCACCUGGACGGGGCUGAUUGCCUUUACGGCCGACAGGAUGCCGUACGUGGGCGAGAUCGAAGGGUCGCCCGGUCAGUACAUUUGCGCGGGCUUCAACGGUCACGGCAUGGCCAAUAUUUUCACUUGUGCCAAGGGCAUAGUCGAUAUUUUGGCUAAUCGUCCGUGGGAGACGACCCAGCUCCCAGAAUGCUAUCAGUACAGUGCAGCAAGACUGGCUAAGAAGUGACCUGGGUCAGGAUUAGAUUCAAUUUUGGUAUAAUUAUAUAGACUGUUGUUUAUUGAAGCUUUUCACAUAAUGUUUUAAGUCAGGAUAACUCAAUAAGAAACAAUUUCAUC